Entrophospora candida is the source of this 210-nucleotide messenger RNA. Lineage: Eukaryota; Fungi; Glomeromycota; Glomeromycetes; Entrophosporales; Entrophosporaceae. The record is from the annotation of a GenBank genome assembly.
CGUAAAAGUAAACCAGAAGAAGGUGUGUUACUUUAUCCGAGGAGAGUUGGUUGGGAAACAAGCAUAGAACAAAAUGGCAGACAAUACUAUACAUGUAUUUCUGAAGGCAAUGAAAAUAAACCAGGUAUGGGAUUGGAUAAAUUAAAGAAAGAUGAUAUUAAAAAAUUGUUGGAUCAAAGAGACCUAAAUUAUGAUGAAAAAAAUAAUUGA